Molecule: messenger RNA, 1204 nt
Organism: Theobroma cacao (cacao)
Lineage: Eukaryota; Viridiplantae; Streptophyta; Magnoliopsida; Malvales; Malvaceae
Source: RefSeq, a predicted model, not a curated record
GCGUGGAUUCUGGUGUCAACGGCUGAGAUCGCAGUUGCAGAAGCUACUGGUAGAGAGAGCAAACAAGCUUCCUCUCUCUCUCUCCUUCCCCCCGCUCUCUCUCUUCCAAAUUUCUGAUUUUAAUUCUGAUUUUUAUUUUCUGAGAAAAAAAGACGAGAGAAAUUUUCUGUCGAGUUUUCUAAAGAUGAAGUUGAUGGAGGAAGAGAGGGAAUAUGAAGAGGAAAAGGAAAUUAAGGUUACGAAGGAGGAAGAGGCGGACGGUGAGGACGAAAGUGAGGUAGAAGGCGGCGAAGAGGAAGAAGAAGACGACGACGACGAUGAAGAUGAUGAUGAUGAUGGGGAAGACGAUGACGACGAUGACGACGACGGAGGAGAAGAGGAUGAUGAUGAGGAAGUGCAGGUUAUUCACUCUUCCGGUGGUCCUCCGGUGCAGUCAGUGGAUGACGAUGAGGAUGACGACGAGGACGAGGAUGAUGAAGACGACGACGACGGUGAAGGAGACGGCGGCGACGACGACGACGACGACAGUGAUGACGAUGAGGAAGGUGAAGGGGAGGAGGAUAUGGGGACGGAAUACCUUGUCCGGCCCGUAGGUCGUGCUGAAGAUGAGGAAGAUGCUAGUGAUUUUGAACCAGAAGAGAAUGGUGAGGAGGAGGACGUUGAGGAAGAGGGUGAAGAUGAAGAUGAUGAAGAUGAGGCUGGUGGAAAGAUUGAAGCUCCACCCAAGAGGAAGAGGUCGGACAGAGAUGAUUCUGACGACGAUGAUGAUGGUGGAGAGGAUGAUGAGAGACCCUCCAAGCGAUAGGGCUGGCCCCUUAUUGGUUUGAGGACUGACCAUUGCCCAUAUAGGUCAAUCUCUCUCUUUCUCUCUCCUCUUUCUAAAAAAAACCAUCUCUCUGUCUUUGUGGAAAGAAUGAUAGGAUGCGUUAUGCGUUCUAUUUUUUAGUUGUAUCAUCAUGGUUCAGUACUAGUAGACUUUACAUGUUCAAUUUGGUAAUGCAUAGUUAUGUUCUCCUGAAAAAAGGAAAACUAUUGGGAACAGCUGGUUUAGAAUUUGUGUAAGUUUAUGAUCCUAGAUUAAGUUGUAGACUGAGAAAUUCCUCCGCCCCAUCUUUUAGAAUUGAUAGCAUGUUUUUCUAGUCAGAUUUUCUUUCUUAAGAAUUCUUGUGAUCUAUUGAAAUGGUUGUUGGAUGGCAUUGUGAUU